Molecule: messenger RNA, 297 nt
Organism: Funneliformis geosporum
Lineage: Eukaryota; Fungi; Glomeromycota; Glomeromycetes; Glomerales; Glomeraceae
Source: the annotation of a GenBank genome assembly
AUGUCAGAUGAAAAGGGGUCAUUGGAAUAUCUUCCAAUCUAUUCAUUUCUCUUUCCGAAUGAAAAAGGGUCUAGCUUAUAUAAUGCUUAUGACCGGGAUGAAGUGGAAGAUAAAUUGGUUAUCAAAAUCGAUCAAGAUGAUCGAGUUCCAAAGUUUUCCGUCACAGACGACAUUUCUGAAGUAUAUGGUUUACCCAGGAUUCAUGAAUGUAUUAACGGUCAAAAGCCUUUAAGAGCUGUGAUUGAUAUAGAUGCAUCAAAAGAAGAUAUGGAAACAGCUAAUGUUAAAGGACAGGAA